UGCCGUGCUGCUGAUCUCGUCGCUGACGUUCGCACGUGACGGCAACCUCUGCCGACGGCCCGCCUUUCCUCGGCGCUUCUCUUUGCCUUAUUUCUGAUGGAUGAGACUUGGCUGCCGAUGCGAAGGAUUUAUUGCGAGCUCCUAGAAAUGAACGGAUUUAUGCUGGCAAGUACGUGCUGCUGUUGCACUUGUUCCGCCUGAAGAAUUGCCUUGGUGACAUGGAUUUUUAAACGGAGCGGAUUGCCUUGCAAGCGAACGAUUUAAAUGUAUUGCCCACGGCGAGCAGAUAUCUAGUGCUUCGACAGCUUGAUACUUGCCUCGCUGAAAUUAUGUCAAAUCGCUGAUUAGCGCAGCCUUGAAUAAUCAAAUUAAAAGUGACAAAUCAAAAACAGCCGUGAAAACAUUCCGAAACUGAGGUCGACGAGAUCAAGCCUAACCAAGGAAGGUCGAAGGAAAAGGAAAAAGCAAACAGAAGAAAAGCGAGCGUGAAACAAGUUAUAGUGCAAAUCAGCUGGCGAGAGCUUGGAAAAACUUUCGUUUCGCGGCCGGUCUGUGUAUUCUUGGCAAGAAAGCUUGAGACGAAGCUUUGUUAUCUCGAGGUACUCUCUCUCUCUCUCUCUCUCUUUCAACUUAUACGGUCGGAGAGGUGGGCUGGCGAUGCGACAAUGCAGUUGUCGGCGUGCAAGCUGUUACCUCCACUGCUACUUCUACUACUUUUCGCCGGCUACGGCGACGCCUACCUCAACCUCUUCGUCAGUCAGUCGCAAGUCAAGAAAUUGCUUGGACUCGAUGCCGAAUUAUACUACGUGAGAGAAGGCCUAAUCAACACGUACGCAAUGAAUUUUGUAGUACCCGUAGCGGCGACCAUCGACGACUUGGAAUUUACGUGGCAAAGUCUAGUUGGUCAACCGUUGGCGUACUCGAUGAAAAUUGACUACGACAUGAUGAACGUGCCAGGCUACGGUUCAGGUCUGAUGGCAUUGCUACCGCCGAAAGUGAACAUCUCAUCGAGAGGACUUGUGCCGACACAGCAGCAAGUUUUCGCGAUUAGGCUGCCCUGCUCCGGCCUCGAAAGUGCCGAGAUCAAACUCUCGAUUAAGUUGAAUGUUACCGCUCCUCCAGCGUCUAAGUACCAAGAUAUAUCUCUCGUUUUCAAGAGGAAUAAGAUCUGCAUGAAGGGCAUCAGUACGCAAUCGAAGAACGACUCGGUGAAACUGGAAGCAGGACCCGGUGUGGCGAACGGCAAUGGCUCGUUCUACAUCGCGGCCACAUGCGCUUGCGCCCUUAUCCUACUGAUCGUAAGCGUGGCCAGUGCUUUGUAUAUACGUAACAGUAAAGCAAGAUCACAGCAUCCAAGAAAAAGUCUGACAUGCUGCAGCUACUCAGCAGCCGGGACAACUGGAGUGACAGGCAGUUCAAUCCUGGUAAAAGUUGACAAUCGUCCUGGUAGUGCGAAUUCCGGGAGUUAUGCGACGAUAGCUGACCUCGAGCCACUGUAUGCCAGGCCAUGUUCCCGCGCGAGUUACUACGCUGCUACCCACGUGACCCAUUUGAGUCAGUCGACAGAUCCAUGCGAGAAAGCACGAGCGGUGGCAGUACCACGAUCGAGCUUACAAUGCCGCACAGUACUGCAAGAAGGCACGUUCGGUCGCGUAUAUCGUGGCAAUAUGAGCCAAGCGAGUCGCGAGCAGGAAGUCAUCAUAAAGACAGUUACAGAUGUCGCAUCAGCAUACCAAGCAUCACUGCUCGUCGUAGAAGGUUCACAAUUGGCAGGACUCAUACAUGGAAAUAUCGUAUCGUUAACGGCUGCUUGUCUGGAUGGUAGCUGCCCAAUGCUUGCUUACGCUUGUACACCUUGCGAGAUGAAUCUAAAGAUCUACCUUACCGACGGUAGUCAUCACCCCGUUACUCGGGAUCUUGUCAAUGUUGCCGUACAGGUUGCCAGAGCUGCCGCUUUUCUUCACGGUCGCGGACUUCUGCACAGAGACAUAGCAACAAGGAAUUGUUUAAUAGAUACCAGCUCAUUUCGCACGCGACUGGCAGACGCAGCUCUUUCGCGGGAUCUAUUCCCACAGGACUAUCACUGCUUGGGUGAUAACGAAAACCGCGCUAUCGGCUGGAUGGCGCUAGAGACAUUACAGCACGGCCAAUACAGCACCUCCAGUGACGCGUGGUCGUUUGGUGUGUUUCUCUGGGAAUUGGCGACAAUGGGUCAACAGCCAUACGCCGAGGUUAAUCCAUUUGAAUUGACAGCCUUUCUACGCGAUGGUUAUCGAUUGUCACAACCACGACCGUGUCCCGAUGAAUUGUUCGCUUUGAUGGCUGUUUGUUGGCUGCAACCUGUUCGCGACAGACCUACGAUGCCUCAACUACUCGCGUAUCUACAAGAGUUUUACGAUGCUCUUGGUGGAUUCAUCUAAGCUUCAUCCAAACGAAGUGACAAAGUGAAAAAAAGUCGAACUUUACCAACUAUCAAAUUGAAUUUUUGUUGUGUGUGAGAGAGCGACCUUGCCGAGUGAAUCAAAUGCGUCAUCUUUUUUGCGCUUUCGCAGCAGGACAAAAAAGGAAAAUCUAAUGAAAAAGACUUAUUCGACACUUUUGCGUGAUGCAAGUUAUAUAACGAGGAAAAAAGUACGAGAGAGAUGUUUUUCAUUGGAUUUCUUUUUUCCGGGUAUGCUUGGGACUUCUCUUGCAAUGCUGUAUCGCUAAUUGAAGCUUCGCUAAAAUAAAACUCUCGUGAGCGUGUUAGGAGAUGAACUAAAAUCUGUUAAAGAUCUUGCAAAGCUGCAUUGCCGCAAUCUCGGGCUAUGGUAACGGCCCAAGGCAAGUCUUAUAUACGUAGGGAUUUUGCCUUUUCAAUGAAAAACAAAAAAAUCAUGUAACACGUUAGCUAGUCAAAAAACAUAAACAGUAUACUUACGAAAUAACAUGGAAAGUAAUAACAAAUAGUAUUUCUUUCUAAUCAAAAGGAUAAUAGAACGUUUAAUUAUGUUUCGAAAAUGUUUUAUUUUAGUGAAUGUAAUUAUCUACUAUCUAGUUAUUUUUUCUUUGAACAUUUAUUUAAAUUAAAUGAAGCCUGUCGAUAGGCAACCGCGCCUGACUGCCAUGUAAUACAAAAAGUAUUAAACAGGUAUUAUUAGUGGAGAAGUUUAUUUAUUGUCAUAUUAUUGUGAGUUCCUCGUUUGUGUUAAUUUCAACCUUCUAGUCAUCAUGUAGUCGUAUUUUUGUAAAACUUACAAAUCAAGAUAUUAGUGUUCAUUCGUUUUAUAUGUAAAAUUGUCUUUCGGAAUUGCGUUCGAGUAUUUAAUUAAAAAUCGCAUACGUUUCAAACUAUGUAAAUACAUUCAAGGAAAUCUGAAAGACAACCGACACUUACUCUAACAGGAUAUCAUUGCUGUUAAUAAAUCGCUAAUAAUCAACGUGACAAGGAAUCUUUCAUACUCAUCUAUACACAAACAACUACUUUGAUCGUACGCACAAUAUUUCUUGUACAACCUUCUUUUUUAUUUUAUCAAGCUUUUCUUGUUUAUUGACGUUUAAAUCAAGAACGUCACAGGUUCCUACAACUAUAUGGUAACGUUGCGUAUUGAUCAUACUUACUCAUGUACUUUACGAUCAAACAAAGUAUUCAUUUACAAAAUAACUGGUAAAUCAAAACAUGGAAAAGUUCUUGGACGAAAAUUUUUUUUAUUAAAGAUAAUCGAUACUAUAGAUGUUUAAUAUUCAAUCGAAUUUGUAACGAAUUUUUCGAAGCCAUAUCUAUAAGUAAUCAAACUACAACAAAGCUACAACAAAGCCAAUGAAAAGUCAUUUGGUUCUAUACUAUCAUUUGUAUAGUUACAUAAAGGAAAGUAUUUUUAUUGAUGUUACUUCAAGUGUUAUUUUAGAUAGUUUUACAAGUAGAAAAGUAUUUUUAUUAACUUACACGCUAGUUAGUCUUAAGCCAUAAUCGCAACAACAUCUCAUCUAUGCACAAUUUUCUUUUCUACGCACUCUUUGCUCUCGACGGUAAACAUUCUCUCUGUUGCUGUAAAAUAUUUCCUCAUACAAGUACACUCUAUAACUCAACGUGGUUUCCGUGCAUAAUAAAAUAGCGAGAAAAAAUUGUACACAUAAAGCUUCUAACGCACAGUUUUCAAAUGUCAAUCGACCAUAAGUAAUAAGCAAUCGUACAGGAAACCCGAAUAGUUUUUAACAGAACGCGGCCGUUGACAAGAAGAAAUUUUUCGCGCAAAGCCUUGCUUUCAAAACUGGACGUAUACGCUCUUUACCUGCCAACAAUUAUUUGCUAAUCUCUUCGCGCUCGCGCGAGCGGGCAAAGCUGAAGUUGCGUUGUAGGUAGGCAGUUUUCUCAAAAGAACUCGCACUCUCGUAUAUAAUCGUCGCUGUAUGUGUAUAAAACACUCUUUCUCUAUCUCUUUCACUCUAACUCUUUAGAUGUUCUUUGCUAAGUGGAAGUACAGGGUAGCGCGCUUCCUUUUCUCGCCGAUUGCUUAGAUGCCGAAUGACGUGUAUCUGUGUAUGAGUGUGAAAAUAAUGCCGCACCGACACUUUCUUUUUUAACGUGGCGAUCGGUAUGAUCUCGUUGUAUUUUAUUUGAGACGCGCGCGUCGUGUGCAAAGUAUUAUAAAAAAUUGUAUAAUUAAAAUUUUCAGUAAAAUACAAAAGAGACGAAGACGAUCGCGCGAAUGGAAACUUCUAGGCGAUGCGUAAAUAACAUUUGUAAAUAGAGUCAUCGUUAUGCAGCCGUGCAUUAUACAUGUGUAAUCGGCAGGUUAACAUUGAAGCGAAAGAAAAGGGGUAUAAUGUUGUAAGUGCGUGUUGGAUAGAU
Molecule: messenger RNA, 4831 nt
Organism: Phymastichus coffea
Lineage: Eukaryota; Metazoa; Arthropoda; Insecta; Hymenoptera; Eulophidae
Product: tyrosine-protein kinase Dnt-like
Exons: 9
Coding region: 666-2420 (584 amino acids)
Biological process (GO): protein phosphorylation; cell surface receptor protein tyrosine kinase signaling pathway; positive regulation of kinase activity
Cellular component (GO): signaling receptor complex
Molecular function (GO): ATP binding; protein tyrosine kinase activity
Source: RefSeq, a predicted model, not a curated record